CAGCAACAGCAGCAACAGCAGCAACAUCAAUACAGCAUCUGAGCUUCUCUCCUUCCUCUCCAUCCUCCACUGACACCACCGAACAGUCCAGGACAUCAGCUCCACCUUCAGGAGUGGUGCUUUCUGUCGCCGUGGCUCUAAGCAUCACCAUCAUCGUUCUGGCUGCAGCUUUUCUGGUGCUCUUCAAGUGCAGCAAGCAUAAAGCAUGUUCUGCAGAGCCUUCGGUAGAAAUGGAGUACGCCACCAUCAAAAAGACCAACAGAGUAAACACAGAGAACAGAGAGGAGGAAGGAGAAAACAGAUCACCUGAGUUCCAGGUAACAGAAACCACAGACGAAUACAGCCUCGCCAGCCAUCCUCAGAACACGGUGGAAGAAGACACCCUGGAUUAUUCCGAAGUGCAGUUUUCUAAACCUACAACCAUUUUGCACCACAGCGCCCCCCGUGGUCACCUUGCAGACAGCGUCCUUUACGCAGAACCCUGGACAGAUGGAAACCCAGCCAGCCAAAGCAAAGAGGAAUCACCUUCCCUUUAUUCCACCAUCGCUUUACGUCAGCAGUAACAGUGUUAAACUUGACACACAUGUCGUUUUCUUUAUUUAAAGAAUAUACAUCAUAGCUCAGUUCCUAAAACCGUUUUUAUUGGAUUUUUUUGCUAAAAUACAAACAAACAAAAAAUGAAUGUGUGUUAUAUAAGUGAUGGAACUGUAGAGAAGAUAAAAUAAAUCUGAUUAUUAAUGUAUAACCUUAUGUUUGGGUAUUGUUAUGGAAAUAUAUAAUCAGUUUUGUAUUAAUCAUGUAUUUUUCUUAAAGCAGUAAGGGUUACCUAAGUUCUAAUUAAUACACUGUGUGGCUUGCACUCUACAUGUUAUGGGGGUUUCCAGGGUCACUCAAAGCUAUAAUUUCACCCAACUGUCUUGUGGGAUACAAGGCAAAGUGGGAGUCACAUGGGGUUUUAUGAUGGCACCUGUCAAGAAGGUUGAUGGUAAAAGCUUUUUUUUUAUUGUUAUUGAUGUUUAUCUUAGUAAACUCUUAAAACAUCUGGCAGAAAUCUAUCAAGAACUUGGCACCUUGUUUGACACUGGAACAUGGAUCUGUUUUGCUUGUGAGAAGAUAAGCACUAUAGAGACUGAGAGUGUCUGUAGACCU
Molecule: messenger RNA, 1149 nt
Organism: Fundulus heteroclitus (mummichog)
Lineage: Eukaryota; Metazoa; Chordata; Actinopteri; Cyprinodontiformes; Fundulidae
Exons: 5
Coding region: 231-563 (110 amino acids)
Source: RefSeq, a predicted model, not a curated record